AUGCAAGUCACCAUCAAUGUUAUUAUUGUCUGUAUGGCCAUUGAACAGGCGUUGUGCAAUAUUGUUCCGGCAUCCACGAAAAAAUGGCUUAAUACUGGAAGUAUGAAAUACGGACGAAAAGUGCACACUAAAUCCGUAUUAGCGGAUGGAAAAGUGUUAGUUACUGGUGGAUGUUGUUCUGCCGCUGGCAACAGUACUGAGUUAUAUGAUCCUUCCACAGGUAGAUGGACAACUAUUGGCAACUUAAAUUAUGUACGACAGUUUCACACAGCGUCCCUAUUACCGAAUGGAAAAGUGCUAGUUACUGGUGGAACCAAUAAUGUUGUUGUUUUAAAUAGUGCUGAAUUAUAUGAUCCAUCAACGAGAAGCUGGACAACUACUGGUAACAUAGAUAAUGCACGAAAGCUUCACACAACAUCUGUAUUAACCAAUGGAAAAGUGUUAGUUGCUGGUGGAGAGAAUGAAACUGCGCUUUUAAAAAGUGCACAGUUAUAUGAUCCAUCAACGGGUAAAUGGACUACUACUGGCAAUAUGAAAUAUGCACGAGCGUUCCACACUGAAUCCGUAUUAUUCGAUGGAAACGUGUUAGUUACUGGUGGAGCGCCAUUUCAGGUUGAAUGUCUAAAUAAUGCUGACGUACAUGAUCCGUCAACAAGUAGAUGGACAACUACUGAAAACUUAAAUAAUGCACGACUGCUCCACAUAACAUCCCUAUUAACGGAUGGGAAAAUAUCAGUUACUGAUGGAGAGAAGUCUCAUGUGGGACCUCUAAAGACUGUUGAGUUAUACGAUCCUUCAACAGGUAGAUGGACAACUACUGGCAACUUAAAUUCUGCACGACAGCUUCACACAGCAUCCCUAUUACCGGAUGGAAAAGUAUUAGUUACUGGUGGAACCAAUAAUGUUGUUGUUUUAAAUACCGCUGAGUUAUAUGAUCCAUCAACGAGAAACUGGACAACUACUGGCAAUAUGAAGUAUGCACGACUGCUCCAUACAGCAUCCGUAUUAUCCGAUGGAAAAGUGUUAGUCACUGGUGGGAACGGCAAUACUGUCAUUUUAAAUAGUGCUGAAUUAUAUGAUCCAUCAACGAGAAGCUGGACAACUACUGGCAAUAUGAACUAUGCACGACUGUUCCACACAGCAUCCGUAUUAUUCGAUGGAACAGUGUUAGUUACUGGCGGAAACAACAGUACUGAAAUUCUGAAUAGCGCUGAGUUAUAUGAUCCGUCAAUAGGUAACUGGAUAACUGCCGGCAACCCAAAUAAUGCACGAAUGUCUCACGCAACAUGA
Molecule: messenger RNA, 1290 nt
Organism: Rotaria socialis
Lineage: Eukaryota; Metazoa; Rotifera; Eurotatoria; Philodinida; Philodinidae
Source: the annotation of a GenBank genome assembly